CCAGAAGUAUUUUACAGAUGUCGUAUGUCACCGGCACUCUCACACAAUUGUUUCCGACUCUCUCAAACACACGCACAGCAAAACAACCCUUGCCCUUCCUUGCUCCCAUGGCUGCCUCUGGUUCCAAGACUCAUGCUCCCUCUUGCUACAAACCUCCCAAGAACCCCAUAACCCUCAAUCCCAUCCCUGAAACCCUAAUCAAUAACCCUUCAACCUCUACAAUCCCUCCUAUCCCACCCACCCAAGAAGAAAUCGCCCUUUCACGUGCCUCCCACAUCACGCGCGAACAGCUCCUCCGCCGCCGUUCCCACCUCCUCAAGCAACUCAUCAAAUGCUACAAAGCCCACUACUGGGCCCUCAUGGAGGAUCUCAGGAUUUGGUACAGGGAGUACUGGUGGAAGUACGGCGUCAGCCCUUACAAAGAAGAGCACAGGAGCGAGAGAGACGCCGCUGGGGUUGCUGAAGGCACUGAUGAGAACAAUAACAACAUCAAUAGCAAUUACAACAACAAUGGCGGUCCUGCGGCCGACUUCGAUUCGAAAAAGAAACUGCAAUGCGCUUUUAAAGAGUGCAAGACGAAGGCCAUGGCAAUGACGAGCUUUUGUCAUCUCCAUAUUCUUUCGGAUUCGAAGCAGAAGCUCUAUAAGCCCUGUAGUUAUGUUAUUAAGAGUGCUCAGGCAAUAACCUGCGGGAAGCCAAUACUGAGAUCUACUGUUCCUUCUCUUUGUACUUCUCACUUCCAAAUGAAUCAGAAGAAUAUCAGGAAGGCCUUGAAGAAGGCAGGCCUUAAUAACACCUUAUCAAGUAAGUUUGCUCCAACAUUCCAUGUCGUAUUAGCAGAAAGUGUACGCCAAAUUAAGGCCAAACGAAGAACGGCACAAAGGGCAAAGGGAAAAAAAGUUGCAGUUAAGGAAGAAAACGCCGACUGAGCGAUCCUCUACAGCCGGCAGGUGCACAAAUCUUAUGGCAUAUUGUUGAAUUUGUAAAUUGAUGCAAAACCAGAGGUGCCUUGGUCUCUCUCUCUCUCUCUCUCUCUCUCUCUCUCUCUCUCUCUCUCUCUGUGCCCAAAACUAGUAUAAGCAAAUGUGACAAAUUUGAUGUGAAUUUUGAAAGCAAUCUGGUUAUGGUGAA
Molecule: messenger RNA, 1131 nt
Organism: Pyrus x bretschneideri (Chinese white pear)
Lineage: Eukaryota; Viridiplantae; Streptophyta; Magnoliopsida; Rosales; Rosaceae
Product: INO80 complex subunit D
Exons: 2
Coding region: 18-929 (303 amino acids)
Cellular component (GO): NSL complex
Source: RefSeq, a predicted model, not a curated record